AUGACACGUUCUCUUGCAUCCGAAUGGGCUAAAUAUGGCAUGCGUUUCAAUGUGAUCGCACCAGGCCCGAUACCAACUGAGGGUGCUUUCUCACGACUAUCCAGUGGUCCAAUGGAGGACAUGCAGAAAGCAGCCGCCACUCUCAUACCUGCCGGAAGGCUUGGACAGCCGGAAGAACUUGCCAACCUGGCUGCAUACGUCUGCUCCGAUUAUGCCAGCUGGAUGAACGGAGCGAUUAUCGACUUCGACGGCGGCCAACAGUUUCUGAACCAUAACAGUUCGUUUGGGUCACACCUUCAUGAAAUGUCAAGUGAUGAUUGGGGACAGAUCGAAAGUACUAUUCGCCAACGAACCGGAAAAUCGAAGAGCAAAAUGUGA
This is a messenger RNA of Cooperia oncophora, 378 nucleotides long. NCBI's taxonomy places the organism in Eukaryota, Metazoa, Nematoda, Chromadorea, Rhabditida, Trichostrongylidae. The record is from the annotation of a GenBank genome assembly.